This is a messenger RNA of Pocillopora damicornis (cauliflower coral), 1066 nucleotides long. Its product is annotated as astacin-like metalloprotease toxin 1. NCBI's taxonomy places the organism in Eukaryota, Metazoa, Cnidaria, Anthozoa, Scleractinia, Pocilloporidae. Gene Ontology annotation, molecular function: metalloendopeptidase activity; zinc ion binding. The record is from RefSeq and is a predicted model, not a curated record. Gene Ontology annotation, biological process: proteolysis.
ACUGAUUUAGUUCACGAAUUCUCUGUGGAAACAGUCCAACGAUUACCUUCCAUGUGAGAUGUUUUUAUUUUUCUUGUGUCUCGCUUUCUGCUUGGAGGUAACCAGUCCGAAACCAUGGAAGAUAGCUGUUAACGAAAACGAUAACCCUGAUGGCCUAAAAAAAAACACGAUUUUAGAUCAGAUCGAAGAAGCAAACGAAGAGGACCACGUUGAUAAGAAAGUCAAAAACAUUUUCGAGGCUGACAUAGAGCUGACUAAAAGUGACAGAGCGGGCGUGGACACCAAGAAUCAGAACUCUAAAGAUAAUGCAGAUGUUGAUGUAGACAGUGUGCUUACCAAGCGCAAGGCCAUCAGUUCCCGGCGACAUCUAUGGGUGACUAAGGAGGUACCUCUUGAGCUAGCGGUAUCGGCAAAAGAUGGUUAUAACAAUAUUAGGGCGGCCUUAGGCGAAAUUCAGUCAAAAUCGUGCAUUCGAUUCAGGAUGAGGGACAAAGAUGACGAUAACUGGAUACGUUUUGUUAAUAAAAGCGGUUGCUUUUCACCAGUUGGCCGUCAAUAUGCCUCACCCGGAGCGCAGGAGCUGUCCAUCGGUAUAGGAUGCAACCAUAAGGGGAUUAUUAUGCACGAGUUGCUGCACGCGCUUGGCUUCUGGCACGAACAGUCCAGGUCAGACAGAGAUGACUUUCUUGAAGUGCUCUGGGAGAACAUCCAGAAGGGGCAAGAACAUAAUUUUAACCGCUACAAACCAAAGGAUAUGGAUUUCAAUGGUGGCUCUUACGACUUUUCGAGUAUUAUGCAUUAUGGGAACUACGCGUUUUCCAAAAACAAGAGACCAACCAUGUUGUCUGUAAAGGAUCCGACACUACAGUUCGGGCAAAUCGCUAAACUGAGCCCAACAGAUGUAAUACAACUUAACAAUGUAUACGACUGUAAAUCCGACAAAAGUCGUGGUUGGAGUAACUGGGGUAACUGGGGACCCUGUGACAAGAAGUGCACAAGGGAGAGAGAAAGAUUCUGCUCAGCAAAGAAACUGGAAAAGUGUCCGGGAGCAACAAAGAGAUACAGA